Messenger RNA from Parus major (Great Tit), 3098 nucleotides. It is a transcript of the gene ZNF410, whose product is annotated as zinc finger protein 410. Gene Ontology annotation, molecular function: DNA-binding transcription factor activity, RNA polymerase II-specific; RNA polymerase II cis-regulatory region sequence-specific DNA binding. The record is from RefSeq and is a predicted model, not a curated record. The transcript has 9 exons. NCBI's taxonomy places the organism in Eukaryota, Metazoa, Chordata, Aves, Passeriformes, Paridae. Bases 1318 to 2655 code for a protein of 445 amino acids. Gene Ontology annotation, cellular component: PcG protein complex; transcription regulator complex. Gene Ontology annotation, biological process: regulation of transcription by RNA polymerase II.
CGGCUGCUCCUGCGGGACUCGCCGACCCCUGUGGGCUGCGGGAGCCCAGCGAGCCGCGGAGCGCGGGGAGACGCCCCUGCCCAGCUGUCCUUCCCGUCCCCGCUGCCGGAGUCGGCCCUCACGGCUGCGGCCGGACCCGCGCCCUGGAGCGGGUGGCACCUGCCCCGCCGGGCCUCGGCGCUCCGCCCUGUCCCCGAGCCUCCGCUGGGCUCCUCCCGGCCGGAGCGGGGGCAGCCGGGCCUGGCAGCGCUGGCUCUUGUCCCCGCGGGUCACUCGGGGCCGGCUACAGGCUGACAGGGGCAGCGGGGGGCCGCGGCGGUACAACCGGGCCCGGGCUCGCUGCGUGCACUGGGCUCAGCUACUCUGCGCUCGCUGUGUGUGCUGUCUGGCCCCUUCACGGCAAGUGAAGCUCCGUGCUGCAGUGCUGCUGUCAGGAGUGUGAGAACAAGGCUUUUAGGUUUUCUUUGUAGCUGGUUAAGUAUUCUCGUUAUUUUUUAACAUAGUCAGUAGAUCGGUAGCUGAGUUGGAAAGGGGAAAGAACUGUAUGCAGUUCACAUUUUUCUCCCAUCAGUAGUGUCUGAGUGUUUUCCUGGCAGGCAAGAAAAGCUUGUCCUCGUGUUCCCCUUUUAGCACAAUCAUCAUAUGGGUAUUUGUGAAAUAAGUUCUAUAAUCUGGGCUUAUCAAGAAAUUAAAUUUCUUAUUCUGUGAAAUGUCUCGGCUGACAGAAAGAACUGAUGUUUCCUGCUGACAGGUUGUUUGUGUAUGGCUCCACUUUAUCAAUGAUUUGGAUAAUUCCACUGUGUUGUGGGCUGGGAAUUCAGCUUCCUCAUAUCUUGCAUGCUUUAUGUGAUUUGCAGUUGAUCCCGUAAGUUCCCAGAACAAAUAAGGCAAUUUUCCAUUGAAAAUUAGUGAUUGCAAACAAAAUGUGGUAAAUAACAUCCUAACACAAUGAAAUUAAUUUUUAAAGGCUAUUUUGUUGAUUCAGUGGAAACAGAAAUCCAAGAACUUCAGGAAAUAAGUUUUACCAGUACCUCAAAGUAUAUUUUACAGUUGCAUCAGCACAUGUUCAUUUCUUUUUGCAUUGCUCUUGUUUUUCAGUUCCUCUUUCUUUAUGUUUCCCUUUUUGUUGUUUUAGGUUAAAUUAAUUAUUUCUGCAACAGAGCUUCUUGCAGAAGGACCACCACACUGGUUUGCACUUAGGAAAAUAUGAAAAUAAUCAGGGAGCGUUGUUCUCUCUGAACUAAAAAAAAAAAAAAAAAAAAAAAAAAUUAUCUGUGCCUUGCUGAGAACAGCUGCAGGAGUUGGACACUUGAAUCAAUGUUAUCGGAUGAGUUAGAAUCCAAACCUGAGCUGCUGGUUCAGUUUGUUCAAAAUACUUCCAUUCCACUGGGACAAGGACUGGUGGAAUCAGAACCAAAAGACAUCACCUGUCUUUCUCUGCUUCCUGUUACUGAGACCUCAGAAUGCAACAGACUCAUGUUGCCAGAUGAUGAAAGAGAUCUCACUUCUCCAAGUCACACUAAUUCUUCCAAAGAUGUUUCUUCAUCUGCUGUCUUGAGAAGUCUCCAGGUAAAUGUAGGCCCUGAUGGAGAGGAAACAAGGGCACAGAAUGUUCAGAAACCAUCUGAACUUCUGUCAACUCCAGAAACUUCUAGUUUAUUGCAAGACCUCCAGCCCAGCGACAGCACUUCAUUCAUUCUUCUCAACCUAACAAGAGCAGGGCUGGGGUCUCCCACAGAGCACUUGGUGUUUGUUCAAGAUGAAGCAGAAGAUUCUGGAAAUGACUUUCUUUCUCAUGACAGCACAGAUAGCAGUACCCCAUGGUUCCUACGAGUGCAAGAAUUGGCCCAUGACAGUUUAAUUGCUGCCACUCGGGCACAGCUCGCAAAGAAUGCCAAAGCAAGCAAUAAUGGUGAAAAUGUUCAUCUUUGCACAGGAGAUGGGCAGCCAAAAGAUUCAAGCCCCAUUCCUCAUUUAUCUCGUGUGGAAAGGAAGCUGAAGUGCACAGUUGAGGGCUGUGAUAGGACAUUUGUAUGGCCAGCUCACUUCAAGUAUCAUCUGAAAACACACCGGAACGACCGCUCCUUCACCUGCCCAGCAGAAGGUUGUGGAAAAAGUUUCUAUGUCUUGCAGAGGCUGAAGGUGCACAUGAGAACUCACAAUGGUGAAAAACCCUUUGUGUGCACAGAACUGGGCUGUGGCAAGCAGUUCACAACAGCUGGAAAUCUGAAGAACCACCUACGAAUUCACACUGGGGAAAAACCCUUUCUGUGUCAGGCACAGGGAUGCGGUCGCUCCUUUGCUGAAUACUCCAGUCUUCGGAAACAUUUGGUUGUCCACUCAGGAGUGAAGCCCCAUCAGUGCCAAAUUUGUGGGAAGACAUUUUCCCAGAGUGGUAGCAGAAAUGUGCAUAUGAGGAAACACCACUCCCGAAUUGGAACAGCUGGCAGCAGGGAGCGAGAACAGCCAGAGUCACUGAUGGGCAGCAGUUUGCUGGAAGAAUCGACAGUGCAUAGUAAGAAUCUCAUCUCCAUGAACUCUCAGCCCAGCCUUGGUGUUGAGUCUCUGCACCUGCCAGACACUGAGUCAAUUAUUGGAGUAGAAGAGGGCGAGACCAGCUGCUCUUUUUUCCGCCCUCUUAUAUGUGGUGACUGAGACGGGAUCGAUCAUUCCCCCUUGAGGCUCAUCAUAUUGCAGUGGGAUGAAUGAACAUUGCUUUAACUGUGCACAGAGGGGUGGGUAGAUAGUGGAUGAAUCCUAAAACUGGAGAUGGAGAAGAUCUGCUGGACCAAGUUUCUCUCUUGCAGAGCUUAAAAGGUGAAGUCUGCUGCUUAGGUGUCACUUAGCCCAUGUUGUGGAACGCCAUUUCAAAACUGCUUAUGCAGUCCAUCUCCUAAAGCCUAAAGUGUUUGUUUUGCUGGAGCACCUAGGAGCCCCAGCUAAGGACCAGGACCUCAUUGUGCUAGGCACUGUUCAAAUAUUCAGUAUCUUGAGCAACAGGCCUUCCUUCCACCCUUUACCUUCAGAGACUAUAUUCUAAUACAUCUCACUGUCAGAAGCUGACUUACUAUAUGAAUAAAAUGUACUACUUGAUAUCA